Molecule: messenger RNA, 3019 nt
Organism: Molossus molossus (Pallas's mastiff bat)
Lineage: Eukaryota; Metazoa; Chordata; Mammalia; Chiroptera; Molossidae
Gene: TRAF2
Product: TNF receptor associated factor 2
Exons: 12
Coding region: 83-1780 (565 amino acids)
Biological process (GO): regulation of apoptotic process; tumor necrosis factor-mediated signaling pathway; protein autoubiquitination
Cellular component (GO): cytosol; cytoplasmic side of plasma membrane; plasma membrane signaling receptor complex
Molecular function (GO): ubiquitin-protein transferase activity; ubiquitin protein ligase binding; zinc ion binding
Source: RefSeq, a predicted model, not a curated record
GCGGCGGCAGCGGCUGGGCGGGCGUGCAGUUCGGGGCGCACGGUAACCGUUGGGCCUGGCGUUCUCGGGGGACGCGGCUCCCAUGGCGGCAGCCAGCGUGACCCCUCCUGGCUCCCUAGACGUGCUGCAGCCCGGCUUCUCCAAGACCCUCCUGGGGACCAAGCUGGAGGACAAGUACCUGUGCUCAGCCUGUAAGAAUGUCCUGCGCAGGCCCUUCCAGGCACAGUGCGGCCACCGCUACUGCUCGUUCUGUCUGAGUGGCAUCCUCAGCUCCGGGCCUCAGAACUGCGCCGCCUGCGUGCACGAAGGCAUAUACGAAGAGGGCGUCUCGAUUUUAGAGAGCAGCUCGGCUUUCCCAGACAAUGCUGCCCGCAGGGAGGUGGAGAGCCUGCCAGCCGUCUGCCCCAGCGACGGCUGCACCUGGAAGGGGACCCUCAAAGAGUAUGAGAGCUGCCACGAAGGACACUGCCCGUUCGUGCUGACCGAGUGCCCGGCGUGCAGAGGCCUGGUCCGGCUCUGCGAGAAGGAGCGGCACCUGGAGCAGGAGUGCCCCGAGAGGAGCCUCAGCUGCCCGCACUGCCGCGCCCCCUGCUGCCGGGCCGGCCUGGAGAACUCUGCGUCCGUCACCACCACGUCUGAACUUGACGGUGACUCCUUAUCAUUGCUCGUCACACGUCUGAAAUGUCUGUCACGGUCACUGAUUGGCACCAGGACCCAGACGGUCCCACCUGCAUUUAGCAGAUACGUCUACGAGGCGCACCACGCCGUCUGCCCCAAGUUCCCCUUGACCUGCGACAGCUGCGGCAAGAAGAAGAUCCCGCGUGAGACAUUUCAGGACCACAUCAGGAUGUGCGGCAAGUUCCCAGUGCCCUGCCGAUUUCGUGACGUUGGCUGCCCUGAGAUGGUGGAGGGCGAGAAGCAGCAGGAGCAUGAACUGCAGCAGCUCCGCGAGCACCUGGCCAUGAUGCUGGGCGCGCUUCUGGAGACCAAGCACCUGUCCCUGGGCUGCAGCGAGGCAGGCGGCUGGGAGGCUGGCCCACUGGGCCCGGGGCUGGCGCUCUCCAAGGCUGCAGAGCUCCUGCGGAGGUGCGAAGCCUUGGAGAGGAAGACGGCCACCUUUGAGAACAUCGUCUGCGUCCUGAACCGGGAGGUGGAGAGGGUGGCCAUGACGGCCGAGGCCUGCGGCCGGCAGCACCGGCUCGACCAGGACAGGAUCGAAGCCCUGAGUAACAAGGUGCAGCAGCUGGAGAGGAGCAUCGGCCUGAAGGACCUGGCGAUGGCUGACCUGGAGCAAAAGGUCCAGGAGAUGGAGGCAUCCACCUUUGACGGGGUGUUCGUCUGGAAGAUCUCAGACUUCGCCAGGAAGCGCCAGGAGGCCGUGGCUGGCCGCACCCCCGCCAUCUUCUCCCCAGCCUUCUACACCAGCAGGUACGGCUACAAGAUGUGUCUGCGCGUGUACCUGAAUGGGGAUGGCACUGGGCGCGGCACACACCUGUCUCUCUUCUUUGUGGUGAUGAAGGGCCCCAACGACGCCCUCCUGCGCUGGCCCUUCAACCAAAAGGUGACCCUCAUGCUGCUUGACCAGAACAACCGGGAGCACGUGAUUGACGCUUUCAGACCCGACGUGACCUCGUCCUCCUUCCAGAGGCCGGUCAGUGACAUGAACAUUGCGAGCGGCUGCCCCCUCUUCUGCCCUGUCUCCAAGAUGGAGGCCAAGAACUCCUAUGUGCGCGACGACGCCAUCUUCAUCAAGGCCAUCGUGGACCUGACGGGGCUCUAGCCGCUUCCCGCUUGGAUAGGGGCCAGGGCACCUGGCCAGGGCCUUGGUGUCAGCUGCCGUGCUGGGCCUGAGCCUUGCUGCGGUGGGCAGGCGCCGAGCUCCGCCCUGUCCUGUGGGGAAGGAGCCGCCUCCAGGGGAGGGCGCUCAACCCCAGGUUGUGGCUCGGCCGUGAGCCUGGAGAGCCGCCUGCAGGCUGUCCUGUGGGCACUCGGAGUGCUCGCCACGCAGCAGGAGCGCGGAGCAAGGCGAGCAGAGCACACGUGGUCGCGAGAGGUGGGCCACCGCAGCGAGGAGCCCCCAGUGCCUGGUCCCACCCUUCGACCCUGGAGGGAGCGACAGCCUCGGGCCUGGCCGUGGCCCUGAGGGGACCUACUGUGUCAGCCUGGCCAGGCCAGCGGCGGGGAGGUGGCUCGUCCUUCGAGGAUCCUGUCUGCUGCCCUUGUGGCAUGUGUGGGGUGUACGUUCAGUCUCCCCAAGAGACGUGUCUGCUGCCCCGUCAGGCCACGGGGAAGUCGUUAUUAAAUCGUUAAAUCUCUGUGGUAGUGCUGUUCAUUUGGCUUCAGCCAGGGUGGUGGCCCUCGCCGGGACUCCUUCCUGGUCUCAGCCCCGCCUGUCCCCAGCUCAAGCAGCCAUGUGGGCUCCAGCACUGCAGCUCACUCUGCAGGCCUGGCGACACUGGCGCUUCUGUCUUCUGGAAUGUUCUUUGCUGGUUGGCUCCUCCCUCAGACCGUCCUACAGGCUGCCAUGAGAGCGGGACCAUAGGUUCCCUGUCCUGGGUCCACCCCAUGGAGCGCGCAGGGACCUUAGCUGGGCGAACAGCCAGUGGCUGUGUUGGUGUUUGGGGGUCAGUCAGCGGCAUUGCCCACCCCCCGCCCCACAGCAGGACUUCUCAACAGCUGCAGACCCCCGGCGUGGACUGACCACAGUGGGCCUCGGUAGACCUGCUUAGGGCCUCCGCCUCUUGAGGGGGGGCUGUCAUUCUCAGGACCUGUGAGCGAGGCUGGCUCGCCGCCUGGGCAUCUGCAGAGAGAACCCUUCUGACACCUGAGCGCCCUGCACACUGCCCCUCGUCUCCCGAGCAGUUCAGGACAGGACAGCACGUGUCCCCUGUCCACACGCGGUGGAGCAGUUGAGGUUGCAGGUCCCCUUCCCAAGGCACCGUCCUCACCAGUUUGAUGUGUUUAAAUUUUCUUUCACUGCCCUGGCCGGUUUGGCUCAGCGGUUGGAGCGUCGGCCUGC